This is a messenger RNA of Lingula anatina, 1632 nucleotides long. RefSeq names its product phospholipid phosphatase-related protein type 1-like. Gene Ontology annotation, cellular component: plasma membrane. The record is from RefSeq and is a predicted model, not a curated record. Gene Ontology annotation, molecular function: phosphatidate phosphatase activity. Gene Ontology annotation, biological process: phospholipid metabolic process; signal transduction; phospholipid dephosphorylation. Lineage: Eukaryota; Metazoa; Brachiopoda; Lingulata; Lingulida; Lingulidae.
AAAAAAAUUAACAUACAAAGGCACUGUUUAAACACAAAUGUAUGCACUUUGGUCACAGAUAGUAAAUUAAAAAUUCAUACCUUUGAUCUGUUUAGAGUAUUAUGAUACUCAACAGCUUCACAGAACACCAAGACGGCAGUGUGAUUUGCAAAAAAAUCCAGAAGAUGGUAAAAGAAGACCCUGAUACCUCAUAUGAUGAAUAUGACACAAAGUCUUUAAACAGGUCUGGCAAGUUUGAAGUCCUAACAGCAGAAAAUCUCAUGCGAGAAGAUAUCUACCAGGAACCUUCUAUUCCAAAAAUUUCCAAAGAGCCAAAAGCAGGGACAAGUACUACGGGAACAGGAACCAGUCAUAUAAGUGUUCCACAUCCCCAAGGAUCACCAAAGCCAAAGAAACACUCCAGACGUACCAAUACAAGAAGCCCACCAAAUAUGAAACGGGCUUACUGGAAAAAUUCCUUUCAGAGGGACUUGGAAAAGACAGUUGAUCAGUUACGGAGAGAACGCUAUGGUUCCCCAAGGUACAAAACUACCUAGCUAUUAAAGAAAGACGUGGAGUUUAUCAUAUUCUUAAGAUUUCAGUGAAGAAAGGAAAUCCAAUUCUUUUUACAGAAGAAAACAGCAGUUUGAAAAUGACAGUCAGUUUUAACAAUUAGCACUAACAGGUUAAAUAAAUAAUGGUCCUUAGUGUCGAGGUGCUUAGAGAUGAAAGUGUUUCCAGAACUAGUGACACAAACUGGGUGCUGAAAUUCGGCAUGUUAAUUCAGUGACACAAUAAUGCAAACAGAAAGGUCCUAUGUACCAAUAUUUUACCUUUUUUAUUUUAUAAUGAAUGAAAACCUUUCAGUUCUAAUUUAGAUCUGCAAGCCUUGUUACUUAAAGCAAACAAGUGACUGUGCUACCUAACACAAUGUCAUUCACAUCAAGUCUUAGAAGAAAAAUGAACAUUAUAUGCUUUAUGUAAAUAAAAUCAAGAAUAGAUUCUCAGCAAACAAUUUCAAUUAAUAUGGCAUACUCUGAUUGAAAAUGCAUUUGGAAAUCAAUCCACAUAUAUCAAGACUUCCAAGGUGAUAUAACAAUUUAUUUCCAAUCUGCCCAUAGAGACUUUAUAUAUUGGUACAUAUUAAAUACUCUGUUUUGCAACAUCUUUCCACUUAUCUCUGCAAGUGACAUCAAAACAGGGAUGUUACAACCUCCCACUAAUCUAACUGUGAAGAUUUCUUAUUUACAACACAUAUACAUUUACACUGGAGCUUUGCUAAACAAAGACUUCAAAAACAAAUAAUUAAUCACAAUUUCAGUCAGGAAACAUAUAAAGCAAUUUCCAAUCAAUUUACAAUAUUAAAGCCAGCUGUUUCAAAAAGAAUAUGUAAUCAAAGUCCAUGAUGUACUUCUGCUAAUAACCAUUCCUUUCUAUUCCAUUACUUUCACCAUGGAUAAUUUCAUGAAACACAAUAGUCACAUUUACUGACGACAGCACCUUUACCAUUUACCUAAGUGAAUAUAAUAUAUUUCAAAGUCAUUUAACACAUAUCUUGGGUCAGUUUUUCUACACAUGUACAGCGUCCAUCUUUCUUGGUUUAAGUUUCAGUCUUCACCGUUUCAUAAUUUUACAGUCUGGAACUUACACAGU